Molecule: messenger RNA, 2124 nt
Organism: Nylanderia fulva
Lineage: Eukaryota; Metazoa; Arthropoda; Insecta; Hymenoptera; Formicidae
Product: transcription termination factor 1
Biological process (GO): regulation of transcription by RNA polymerase II
Cellular component (GO): nucleus
Molecular function (GO): DNA-binding transcription factor activity, RNA polymerase II-specific; RNA polymerase II cis-regulatory region sequence-specific DNA binding
Source: RefSeq, a predicted model, not a curated record
UUUCUUUCACGCAUUGUGACGUCGUUUCUGUUUCUUUAAAAGCUCACUCCAUUUUUUUAACUUUUCUUUUUAUUAAAGUUGCAGAAAAAGGAAAGUAUAUGAUUGAAACAAGUUAAAUAAUAUAUUUAUUUAUAUGAAAUGAAAUAAAAAUAAAUUAACAAAAUAUAUUUAAAAAUAUAUAAAAUUGUAAUCACAUCUGACAUAUCAACCUAAAAACGAAUAUAAAAUUAAAGAAAAAGUAUAAUAGACAAUAAAUAUCGGGAUGAAUAUAAAUAAAUAUGAAAAUGAAAUAAGAAGUCCCAAUGAUGUAUUUAAUAGUCCUGACAAGGCAGAUAACCUACAAAAUUUGAACGAUACAGAUUAUAAAGAUGAGAAUAUGAAUAAUUCUCAAAAUGGUAAGAAUAUAUUUUUACUAGAAAAUAUAUUCGAGAAUCCAAUAUUUAAAGAACAGGAAAAUGACUUACAAUCUGCGAAAGCAAUUCAAAUAAAUUCACAAAGAAGACAAACAAUUAGCACUAGUAGUGAUUACAAUAUAUUUAAAUCCGAAUUAAAUAAUAUGGACAAUUUUAACGAAUUUGAAGUAAGCAAUUUAUUACAUGAUUUAAAUUCUGCAGUACAUUUUGAGGAUACUAAGGUAUCAGAUAUUUUAUCUUUAAUGGAUACUAAUUUUGUACUACAGGAAACUGAUGACAGUCUAACAAAUAAAGAUCCAGUCACAGAUCCUCUUUUUAUUAGUGAUUGUGAAGAAAAAAAUGUUGACACAUCACUUGUGAAUUCAAAAUCACAAUCGAUAAAACAAGAAAAAUCUAAAUAUCUACAUGACAAACAAAUUAGUAAUGUGAAUAAUCCUUUUAAAAAAUCAACAUGUAAGUUGAAUAAAAAAGAGAAACAUCUUUUAAAAGAAUUGAAAAACGUGGAAGAAGAGGAAGAGUUACCAUUACCUUUCAUAAAUAAAUUAUGUUCGCUGUGUAUAAAACUGAUACAUAAAGUACCACCACAACAUAAAAUUGAAAAUACUGGAUCUCAUGCACCAACAAGGCAAGAGAAAAAAUUAUUUGAGAGAUAUGGACCACUUCGAAAAGGUCUAUAUACACCUGCGGAAGAUAAAGUUAUUACAAAAAAUUGGGAAACAUUUUGCCAGCUUCAUGAUUGGAACACAAAGAUGGUUACACCAUUCCUUAAAUGGAGACAUAAUGAAAAAUAUUAUAUAAGCAGUGUGAAAGAAAGACAGAAAUUUGUACAAUUUUUAGCAAAUGGAUUACCUUGGCGGACUUUACAUAGUGUUUAUGCCAGAUUUAAAGUAAUAUAUUGUAAAAAAAUUACUUAUGCUAGAUAUACAUUAGAAGAAGAUAACAAAAUUUUAAUGUAUAUACGGAAUGAAGAAUUUAAUAAGCGUAAUACUAAAUAUAUUGAAUUAGCAAAGUUACUAAAGCGAACAAGACGAUCAAUUAUUAAACGAUAUCAGUAUCUCAAAAAGAUUGAAACUGAUUCAGAAAAAGAACCGUCAAACAUUAUAUGGACAUUGUCAUUAAUCAAAAAGUUUAUAAAAACUUUACUUAAUGUAACAUUAAGUGAGGAUAUAAGAGAAUUAAAAAAUGCUAUAAUUCCAAAGUCAGUGUGGCAGAAAAUGGAAGAGCAAUUAAAUAUUGAUGAAAAUAUUUUGAAAUCAUUUUGGCAACAUCAAUUGCAUUUGCAAUUAUUCAGUCCAAAUCCUGUCUACUUAAACGAUAUUAAAAUACAGCUAAUUGAAUAUAUAUAUGAAAAAGGAAUAUCAAAUACUCGCGAAAUUGUAUGGCCCAAUGUCGCAAAACAUUUGGAUGGAACAACUGCAGUAUUUCUUUGUAAAACCUUUUUUUACCUAGUUCAAGAAUGUAAUAUAAACGACAUGGAAAAUUUUGCAGAUAUUGUGGAAUACCUAUAUCAUAUUAAAAUCCCCGAAAUUAAAGAGGCUUUAACAGAUAAAUUUCUACCUAGAAUAGUACAUAAAAAAGGAAAGAUUUAUUUAUUAAAUGCAGAAGAUAGUAAUGAUACACUUACGACUAAUUCUGAUAAUUAGAAAGUCGAUUUUAAUACUAAUAAUUCUAAUAUCCUACAGUGUAUAUUUUUAAUACUUCUCAGAUACAU